AUGCAACAUGCCUGGUUCGGAUACGGUGUUUUGAGGAGCCCUUAUAAAGAUGAGGACCAGAACUCCGUUGGGGGUCGGAGUGGCUUUUCUCAUCCCCCUCCUCCCCACCCCCUGUGCUCCUUCAAUAACCCCGUCCUUCUCUUCGGGCUUUUGAGACUGCAACAGAUGUUCGGGGAACUGGAGCAUCUCAAUACGAGUCAAAGGAUCACCGUGAGCAUUGUGAAACGCAUCCAGAGUGUCAAUGAGACUCUGGACUUCCUCCGAUCCCUCGAAGGCAAUAAUCGGGAGAGCAGGAAGUACGUAGUAUUGGACAGUUCAGCAGAGAAGGCAAGGCAGCUCAUCAUUCAACACGUGAGGGACAUCAGCCUGGGUCGGAGGAAUUACCAUUAUCUUCUCAGUGGUUUGGUGAUGGAUGAUCCAUGGGAUUCGGAAGUGAAAGAGUUUGGAGCCCUGAACAUCACCGGGUUCAAACUGGUGGACUCGGAGAAAGUCCAGAGGCUUUUAGAGAACGAGGAUUGGCGGAAGGUCAUCGCCAACAUCGGCAUGCAAUCCAUUUCUGCGGAAGCGGCGAUGUUGUAUGACACGGUGUCUGUGCUGGAAGGGACCGUGGAUAGCAUGUCGAAGAAACCCUUUUUCCUGGGACCCAGAAACCCCGAAGGAAAAGGCCACGCCUGCUUCGGCUCCUCCGAUCAUGUCGUUCCAUGGGAAUUCGGAGAAAAAUUCUCGACGGAAAUGAGAAAAGUGAAGCUAAGCGGUUUGACGGGAACAUUGAGCUUCGACAAGAACGGGAAACGAGUCGGUUUCUCACUGGAUGUCGUCGAGAUGACCAUCCAUAGUGAACUCGCCAAGAUCGGAAGUUGGUCGGACGAAACGGGAUUCUCGAUUACACCAGUGAACAAGAAGCGACUGCAGAAGCCAACAUUCAUUACUGCAAACAUGACGCUGAUCAUCACCUCCAUUUACAGUCUCCGAUCUGAGACAGGGGCGUUGAGAGGCGACAUCUGUGUCAUAGUCAGCAUCCAUCGUUAUUCUCCAGAGAUCCGGGGGAGGGCGGGAAGGAGGAUUUGCUUCGUUUUUGGUUUCUCCAAUAGAUGGCAGACUUGCGGGCACAGUGUUUGCAUCUUCUCCUUGUCUCUUGGUACGAUCCUACUUUUCGCAUUUCAGGAAGAGCCGUAUUUGACGUUGAAAAAGCCAGAACCAGGAGAAGUGCUGGAAGGAAACGACCGAUAUGAGGGAUAUUGCAAGGAUCUCAUGGACCUCAUUGCUGAAAAGAAGGGGUAUCAGUAUGAGAUUCGGGUGGUGAAGGAUGGGAGAUACGGAGCGAAAAAGCCGGAUGCCCCUGGGGGCUGGGAUGGCAUGGUCGGGGAACUCAUUCGACACGUGAGUUCCCUUCUCAUACAUGUAAUCAAUCACGAAGCGAGACCAGAGGCAGACGUAGCCGUGGCUCCAAUGACCAUCACACACGACCGAGAACGAGUGAUUUACUUCACGAAGCCAUUCAUGAACCUGGGAAUCAGUAUCAUGAUCAAGAAGCCUGCCCGCCAGAAGCCCGGGGUUUUCAGUUUCAUGAGCCCCUUCUCCAAGUCGGUGUGGCUUUCCGUCGGACUCACGUUCUUGGUCGUGUCUUUCGUCCUUUUCUUGGCUCAACGAUACAGCGUUGUGGGUUGGAGGAGACAAACGACUCGGUCCGGGCGGGUCCUUCUCAUCAACGACUUCAAUAUUCGCAAUAGCAUGUGGUUCUCCCUCGGGGCCGUGGUGAAGCAAAGCAACUGGCCAAUGCCAAGUUCAUUUUGGCACACACGGUACUUUAUACAUACUGUACGUGUGCAGGAGGCGGACAUAGCGAUUGCCCCGUUGACGAUCACAUCCGAAAGAGAACGAGUGAUCAGCUUCAGCAAGCCUUUCAUGUCACUGGGGAUUAGCAUCAUGAUCAAGAAGCCCGUGAAGCAAAAUCCAGGGUUCUUCAGUUUCAUGAAUCCCUUGAGCAAAGAGAUCUGGAUGUGCGUGAUCUUCGCCUACGUGGGUGUGAGCAUCGUCCUUUUCUUAGUCAGUCGAUUCAGCCCCUACGAAUGGAGGAUCGAAGAAACCCUGGCAGGGACGAAAGUCGUCAAUGAACUUUCCUUUAGAAAUAGCCUCUGGUUCUCCCUCGGGGCCUUCAUGCAACAGGGAUCCGAAAUCUCUCCAAGGUCUGAGCUCGAAGAAAUGUAUUUUCUCACAAUGCUUUUUCCUUGCUUUCCCAUCAUCCCCGAGGAAUUGGGUUUUCGCCGGUCGACCUCGGGUCGGAUCGUGGGUGGAGUGUGGUGGUUUUUCACCCUGAUCCUCAUUUCCUCGUACACGGCGAAUCUAGCCGCGUUUCUCACCGUGGAAAGAAUGGUUACCCCCAUUAAUUCUGCAGAUGACCUCGCACGACAGACCGACGUGGAAUACGGCACCCUUCGAUCUGGAUCCACCCAGGAAUUUUUCCGGGUGAGCUCUCUUUACCAUCUCUUCCUCAGGUCGAGGAUAGCAGUGUAUCAACGCAUGUGGGAAUUCAUGAGUUCCCGGAAACACGUCUUCUUAGACACCUACGAUGAAGGGAUCGCACGCGUCCGAAGCUCGAAAGGGAAGUACGCACUCCUCGUCGAGAGCACCAAAAAUGAUUACAUCAACGAACGAGCACCUUGCGACACCAUGAAGGUCGGUCGGAAUUUGGACGCGAAGGGAUACGGCGUCGCUACACCUCUCGAAUCACCCCUCAAAGACGAGAUCAAUUUGGCGGUGCUGGAGCUGAAGGAGAACGGGGACUUGGCCCGAUUGGAGAAUAAGUGGUGGUACGACCGGAGUGAAUGCAGCAGCAAUGACAAAACCGAAACGAGCCAGAAUGAGCUGAACUUGGGGAAUGUGGCCGGGAUAUUCUUCAUCCUCAUCGGGGGCCUCGUUCUUGCCCUCAUCGUCGCCUUAAUGGAGUUCUGCUACAAGUCUUCCGUCGAGUCUCGCAAAGAAAAGGUGAGCCUGUCAGAAGCGAUGAAGAGCAAAGCCAAGCUGUCCAUCACGGGAGGAAAAGAGAACGAAGAUGGCCGGGUGGAAGAAAGCCUCAGUCCACACGUCAUCUAUGGGCCUCGAAGGAACUCGACUUACAGCAAUGCUCAUACACAAGUAUGACACGAGGAGACCCAGGACAGCAUCAUUCUGUGAUACCAAUUUUUUUCCCAAAGUGAUCAUGAUGUAAUGCAUGUGAUACCGCCACAUUCCCUCUCUGAUGUCGGGUGAUGUCGGGUCUCCAGUGUCUCUGCGGUUAGAAGGAUGGGAGAGGGUACUUAUCUCGUGCUAUGCUGAUGAUGUCGUGAAGUGUGUGACUGAUUAUGAGGGAAAUAGGACAUGUAGGGAAAAAGAAUUUGUAGUUCUUUUUUUUAAAUCGGACGUUCUUUUGGGUUUCUUUUUUUUUCGCCCUUCAGACUGGAAAUGAUUUACGAGAGAUGCGAGAAUAUUGCUUCCCUCAUCCCUUGGGUAACAUAGAAUCUUGAGAUUCUCUUCCUCAGCUUUUCCUUUGGGAUCCAUCCUCGCAUGAAAAAGAAAAGAGAAAAACCCCAACACUCCUCGCUCCGUCUCUCUUUUCCCCCCAUCUCCGCAUUCCCUUCAAUAUAUAUUUGGGACAUAACCCAUAGAGAUCCAGGAUCUGACAUUUACACCAGUGCCCUGCAUGUAUAUAUCUUCAGUGAUGCUCAGUCAUGUCGAAAA
Messenger RNA from Darwinula stevensoni, 3717 nucleotides. Lineage: Eukaryota; Metazoa; Arthropoda; Ostracoda; Podocopida; Darwinulidae. The record is from the annotation of a GenBank genome assembly.